ACACAUGCAUGCCUGUAGAAUGAUGCAUGGGCAUGGUCACCCUCACCCUAGCCUGCCACCGCUAAACUAACUGAACAAGACACACCAGCUCCCGUCCGGCCGUCCGGCGGAGGAAGAGGGAGCGAGCGAUGGCUGAGCUCGCGUCGGGCGCCGUGACCUCCCUGCUGGGAGUCAUCCGGAACGAGACGCGGCUGCUGGGUGGCGUCCGGGGCGACGUGCAGUUCAUCAAGGAGGAGAUGGAGAGCAUGAACAGCUUCCUGCUGCACCUGGCCCGGACGGCGCCCCCCCGCGGCGAGCACGACGAGCAGGUCCGCACGUGGAUGAACCAGGUCCGGCUCCUCGCCCAGGACUGCAACAACUGCAUCGACCUCUACCUGUACCGCGGCAAUCCCGACAUCCACCUCGCCAAGGGCGGCCUCUGGCGCUACCUCCUGUGGGCUCCAUGGUUCCUGCGGAAGAUGGUCGCGCAGCACCGCGCAGCUGAACAGCUGCGCGAGCUCAAGGAGCGGGCGCGCCACGUCGGCGAGCGGCGGUUGAGGUACGGCGUGGAGGUCCCUGCGAAGGAGUCGUCGACGGCGGGGCAGUCGUCGACCGCACCUUCACCUGCAGAUGACGAUGAAGAAGACGGUGACAAUCAAGAGGUGACAACGGUGACCCAUCAUUCUGAUCGUCCAAGCAGAGCCCUUUUUGAGAUUCCCACUUUGGACGACUACCUUGAGAGGAAGCUAGUCGAGUGGAUGAAACAAGUUGAGAGAGGCAACACCGGAGCAGCGGCAGGAUCAAUACCAUCCAUUGCCAUUGUGACACCGGAUACAGACAAGUACGCCCGUGCUCUUGCACGUGAAGCUUUGGCUGUGGCAAAGACCCAUUUCCAACGCAGUGUCUUGGUCAACAUCCCGGCAGUGCACUGUGAUUCCCAAUCGCUAGAGCCCAAGCCCAAGGACAUUCUCUACUACAUACUGUUUGAGCUCGAGCGUGCCAAAUCGGGUCAAGGCGAGGAAGAGGAGCUGCAAGGCAAUGAUUGGCGAGCUGAGGACAAAAGAAAAAAGGGAAUUCUCCGGAACAAAAGUGCUCUGAUUGAUGGAAUCCAGGGAAAUAUCAGAGAAAUGAAAGUUGACGACAAGAUUGAAAAGAUCAAGAGCGCGAUUCCAGAAGUGGAGGUCGACCUGCUGACGCUGAGCGUGGAUCAAAUGAAGGAUGUCCAGCUGGACAUGCAAGCCUUAGGCGCACUCCUCCUGCUGCUCAAGUCAGCUGCGGCGGCGGCGGCUGAACAAGACCAUACAUAUACAUUAGCAUUGUGCAACGACAUCAUCCAGAAAACAGCAGAGAAGCUUAAAGAGCAUAUGGAAAUAGUAGUAGAAGAAGAACAAGAAGCAUGCGAAAAGCAGCAAGCGGCCCUGAUUCGUCUCCAUUAUGCCCAAUAUGAACACAUCCUGCGGGAGGCGUUCCUGACGACCAGCAACAGCAAGCCCCUGCAGGCCCAGGAGCAAGACACCAAGCAAGCCACAAAGAUCACCGCCACCACUAGCACAACUAGAUUGGGCCAUGAUCAAAUCAAAGAAAUUAUUGACAAGGUUAAGCUAGAGAUCCUGCGGGAAGUGUUCGCGACGACCAGCAACAGCAAGGCCUGGCAGACCCAGGAGCAAGACACCAAGCAAGCCACAAACAAGACCACAACGACAACAUUGGAUGAGGAUCAAAGAAAUGCUACUAUUGAAGAAACCAAAAGGAAGAUCGAAGAAAUCCGGAGUGAGAUUAAAGAGCAGCUCGUGAUCAAAGGGAUCGUGGACAAGAUUAAUAAAGAUCAUUUGAAGCAUGAAAGGACACUAAUCAUCAUCAAAACCGAUCAGAAGUAUGUAUUGGAAUGGGAGGAGACCAGAAAUGCUUUGAGCCUGUUGGGCUGCGUCGCUGGUGCAGUGAUCGUGACCGCCUCAAAGAACACUCAACAGGCCAAAGAAUAUUGCUAUCCACUGCGGGAGCCUUUGGACUGUUCUCUUGUCGGCCUCUACCAUGAUAUUUUACUCCAGCUUACGGGCAACCAGAUGCAUGAAGACAACAAUCACAAUCCCCAGAUUUAUCGUGCCAUCUUGAACAAGUGUGAGCCCCAUGAAUUGUGCAUGAAGAUCUUCGCUCAUGCUUUGUACGCCAACCCCAAGAUGAGCAAACAAGAGCUGCGCAAGCUGCACAGCACCCUGCAGGUGGUUCCCCAAAAAUCAUUGGGCAGCAUUGCUAAAAAGAUGUUCAAGUUCUCCUACAAGCACCUUCCUAAAGAAUACAAGUCUUGCUUGUUGUACCUAGCUAUCUUCCCUCAAGGACACAAAAUCAGGCGGUCAACCUUGAUAGGACGAUGGGUUGUAGAAGGACUGAUAACUACGGAAGACUGGCGCUGGUCCAGUUCAGUGCGCCAAGCCGACCAAUGUUUUAACGCACUCAUCGACCGAUGGCUUGUUUAUCCUGCUGAUAUUGGUGCCACGGGAAAGGUCAAGAGCUGCAAGGUGGAUGAUCGAGUUCAUGAAUUCAUUACAAAGGUCGCCAAGAAACAGCGCACUGUGGAGACACGCUUGUCACAUCACUUGGCUCGCCACUUCUCCAUUUUCAAUGAUAUCCAUCUCUGCGCCUCUGACACAAUCGAUAAGUUCUUUAAAAGGAUACCACAUGAAUCAUCCCAGGUGUCCCAGCUCAAGGUGUUAGAUCUAGAAGGUUGUCGUUGCUUCAAGAAGAACUGGCACUACUUGAAGGACAUCUGCAGUAAGAUAUUACUACUCAAGUAUCUAAGCCUAAGGAGAACAGAUGUUACCCACCUGCCCAAUGAAAUCAACAACCUCCGUGAGCUAGAGGUAUUGGAUAUUCGGCAGACCAAGGUGCCUGAGUUUGCAACAAGAAGUGUCAUGCUCCUAAAGCUAAAGCGUCUGCUAGCUGGUCACAUUGAUCCGGCCAUCGGGGAUGAGGAAUUCUCCGGCGUCCGGAUUCCUGAAAAGAUCGAGAAAAUGGUAAACAUGGAGGUACUAUCCAAUGUCAAGGCAUGGAAAAGUCAAGAUUUGAAAGACAUUAGAAAGUUAUGGCAGCUUAGGAAGCUUGGUGUGGUUAUUGAUGACAAGAACAGUCACUUUUGUAAUUUGUUUCGAGCAAUCAGUGACCUGCAUGAGUGCCUCCAGUCUCUGUCAAUCACUCUUCCCACAACCAGAUUCGAGGGUACACCUUCCAUCGGAGAGUUCCCAGAUUAUAUGUGCUCUCACUUGAAAUGCUCUCCCAAGCUUCUUGAGAGCCUAAGCAUCAGCGGAACCACAGAAAGGGGGGCGCUUCUUCCAUUUUUGGUCAAAGACGAUGGUGGUAAUCAACUGAACAAGGUAACUCUAACUCGCACCAGGCUGAACCAGAAGGAUCUGCUGGUCCUCGCCAAGCUUCCCAAGUUAUGCUGUGUCAGGCUCCAACACAUUGAAUGCACCGAGAGAAACCUCACCUUCAAGAAGGGUGAAUUCCAAAAGCUCAAUUACUUUCUUGUUGAGGGCUCCAACAUGACUGAAAUCACUUUUGAAAUUGAAGCAGCUCCGGAGCUUGAAAAGAUUGUUUUGUCCUUGACGGGCAACCUGAAGUCUCUUUCUGGAGUUGAAAGCCUUCCAAAACUGGAGGAGCUCGAGUUGAAGAACAACAGCAGAUUGCUUUCAUUUUUUGAUAUGGACAAACAAAUAACCAAGGUGACUCUUCAGGAUACCUUUCUGAGGCAAGGUGAUAUACAAAUCCUCGCCAAGAAACCAAACAUGCGCUGCUUAGUACUCUUGGAUAAGUCUUACGUCGAAAGCAAGCUUACCUUCAACGAAAGCGACUUUCCAAAGCUCAACCUUCUUAUUGUUUACUGUUCGGCCAUUACAAACAUCAACUUCACUAGUGGAUCUGCUCCUAUGCUCGAGAAAAUCGACUGGUCAUUCACCAACAUGGAGUCUCUCUCUGGUAUCUGCAACCUUCCGAGAUUGAAGGAGCUUGAGCUCACCGGUGACUAUGUCCCUAAUGAGGUGGAAGAAGAGAUUAAGAAGCAUGGAGACAGAUAUUAUUUUAAACACAGGAAACCAGAAAAUCAAGACCAAGCAACAGGAACUGAACAAGAAGAGGACGAUGACACAAGAUUCCCCUUAUUCUGUUGAAAGAAGAACAAGGUUUGACACUUGAGGAGCAUCUCCUUUCAUCAUAGUUUAAUUUGUGUGUGCUCGUGUGGUUUGCAAUUGUGUGUUUUUGUCUGUUGCUCAUGCUAUAUUCUGCAUGUGUGUCGACUGAGCGUGUCGAUCUGGUUACUUAUGUUCUACAUGUGUGAUGGUGGUUGAGCAUCAUGAUUGUGUCUAUGCUCACGGAUUUGGAUUUGUGUGGCUUUCCUCUGGACCAUGCAUCUUGCUGCAUGCAUGGUUUCAUGUAAUAAGUGUGAUGCUUGUGUGCACAUUUGACUUCUGAUCAAUGUAUUGUGUGCUAUAUUAUAUGGUUUGACUGGGUGCUGCAAUUCAACA
Molecule: messenger RNA, 4493 nt
Organism: Phragmites australis (common reed)
Lineage: Eukaryota; Viridiplantae; Streptophyta; Magnoliopsida; Poales; Poaceae
Exons: 1
Coding region: 129-4139 (1336 amino acids)
Biological process (GO): defense response to other organism
Source: RefSeq, a predicted model, not a curated record